AUGCGCCGCUCUACAGCUUCCCCCUCUUCGACACGCCUCGACCCCAGCAUCCGCUACUACAUUCACCGCACGCCCGGCAACGCCAUCGUCCCGCUGAUCCCAGCUGACCAGCUUCCCUUCCGGCUGAAGGAUUAUCCGAGGCAUCUGAGCCACAGAGAGUUGAGCGCGGGUGGAUGGAAUUUUGUGGGAGAGACGAGCGGGAUUGCGUGGCCGCUUGCGUUGUGCUAUUCAUCUAGAGAUGCCGCACUGGACUCGCGUGGCAAGGAGAUAUCAGAGCUGAGUGGAGACGUCCAUGGAGGAGACGCUGGUGUAGCCAAGAUAGAAGCUGUAACUCACGUGCCGGGGACGGGGGAGACGACCGGGAGAAUCGCUGCGGACGGGGACGCAGUACUACUGGGCGAAGACGAGGGAGAAGUGAAACAAAUCGCUUUCAGGUCUUCUGAAGCUAUGUCCAUCCCGGACAAGGUUGCAGCACGCGCGAGCUGCGCCGCCUCGGUGGGAAGGACUACGACCCGAUCCCCUUCUCUGACGGAGAGCCUGGCGGCUAUCUACGCCCAGGAGGCGCGCCGCGUGGGCUACACGAAAUGCUCUCCCCUCGCGGCAGAAGAGAAAGAGCACUGCCGCCACUGGAUCAAGACUGGUGCUUGCAAGUGGACCACCGCCAAAGAAGGGUGUCGGUACAAGCACACAAUGCCCUCUGUAGAAAAAUUAGCCGAGAUUGGGAUUACGGGUGUGCCGCGGUGGUUCGGGGAGCGUGACCCGAACCCAAAAGCACAGGGGGUGGUGCCAUGUGCAGAAGAAGAAGGGGGCUCGCGUACGCGGGUGGGAGACGCUUCGCAAGGGAAAGCUGGCGGGAUGUGCGGUGUGUACACCACCAACUCGGUCGACGAGCCAAUGCUCAUGGACAUGGAUGACGCGAGCGGGGCGGAGGAUCCUGAGGUUGUUGCAGAGACGACGAGCGCCCAGGGUCUCGCUGCAAAGACAGCGGAGACCGCCUCAGGGGCGAGUAUUUCUUCGCCCGUCCAGAGCGGCGUCUCCGUAGAUGCGAUGCGCAACGAAGCAUCAGCAGGCCACCCUCUCCCCACGCUUCCUAGCAGCGGUGCACCCCCGAAAGCGAGGCUCGCUCCGACAGUCCCAGACUCGCAGGUCCCUCCCCUCGAUACCUCGUCCAUCCCCAAUGUCGCGGUCACGCACUCCUCCCUUUCUACCCCUCCUCCAAACAUGAAGACAUCGUCCCCCGCUCCUGCUACCGCACCUCGCUCGCAGUCACUUCAGCCCAAGGACCCGCGCAGCACCCCAUGCAGUCCCCAAACCGGAAGUCCACGUGCGGUGCUACAUACAAAGAAGGACGCUGUGUCCCGCUGGAAGAACGAAGAGGCUGCGGAGCGUAAGAGAAUGAGGAAGGGUGAAAGGAGUUCGAAGAGAAAGGCGCGUGUGUCGCAGCACAGGGCUCCGGACCAGAAGAAGGGAGGGAGAGUGGGACGGAAGGGGGUGAAAAUGGAGGCUCAGGGUGUAGCUGUGGCUAUUCAGGCAGAUGGAUGA
This is a messenger RNA of Paraphaeosphaeria sporulosa, 1542 nucleotides long. RefSeq lists its product as uncharacterized. NCBI's taxonomy places the organism in Eukaryota, Fungi, Ascomycota, Dothideomycetes, Pleosporales, Didymosphaeriaceae. Gene Ontology annotation, biological process: regulation of DNA-templated transcription. The record is from RefSeq and is a predicted model, not a curated record. The transcript has a single exon. Gene Ontology annotation, molecular function: metal ion binding; DNA-binding transcription factor activity. Bases 1 to 1542 code for a protein of 513 amino acids.